Molecule: messenger RNA, 2785 nt
Organism: Lepisosteus oculatus (spotted gar)
Lineage: Eukaryota; Metazoa; Chordata; Actinopteri; Semionotiformes; Lepisosteidae
Gene: krit1
Product: KRIT1 ankyrin repeat containing
Biological process (GO): negative regulation of angiogenesis; regulation of establishment of cell polarity; cell redox homeostasis
Cellular component (GO): cytoskeleton; plasma membrane
Molecular function (GO): protein binding
Source: RefSeq, a predicted model, not a curated record
AACUGCUGCUAGUGUGCCACAGGCGUGACCCGGAACUUCAAAACUUACCAAGCCGAAAUAAUAGCGUGUAGGAGGAGAGCAGAGCUGUUGGCGAGGAAAUGGUUACACAGGAAGCCAGAGACCUUUUUUUCUUAUGUUUUGUUGUUAUUGUUGUUGUUCCAUAUUUACCUGUAAAGGCAUUCGUCUGAAUUUCCAUAUAAAACGGCACGCUUCUGGAUGAUAGGCAUGGUGAACCUCGGGGGGCUAUUCUUACUUCUGAAGCGUGUGAGAAACUGAAGCCGAUCCCACAGAAUGGGGAACCAGGGCAACCUGGAAGACGUAUUUGUAGCUGUGAUUCGACCGAAGAAUCCCGUCAGUCUGAACUCCAAGGAAUACAGGGCCAAGGCGUAUGAGAUUCUUCUCUUAGAAGUUCCUUUGGAAGGGAAGGAAAAGAAGAGGAAGAAAGUUCUUCUAAGAACCAAAAUCCAAAUAGAUGGUGAUAAAUCCAGGUCAAUUUUAGAAUAUGUGGAUGAGACAACCAAACCUGUAUCGAACAACCAAGGGUUCAAAGGUAAGCGAGUGGUACACAUGAGGACGUUUCCUCUGGAUGGGGAGAACGCGGGGAAGGAGGCCUCUUUGUUCGUUGUGCCAGUCACUCCCAAAGACAACAGCAAGCCUGUGUAUUGCCCCGGGAGUCCAAGCUUUUACUGCUUUCAAGACAUCAUGCGAGUGUGCAGUGAGACGAGCACUCAUUUCUCUACUAUUACAGCUCGGAUGCUCAUAGCUCUGGACAAGUGGCUCGCCGAGCAGCACGCCGUACCCCACGCCAUACCAGCGCUCUUCAGACCCGCCCCUGUGGAGCGGGUUAAAACCAAUGUCACCAACCCUGCCUAUUCCAUUGAGAGCAGCCAGUCAGAAGACACGCUGCACAUGGGCUACACUGCCCUGGAGAUAAAGAGCAGGAUGAUGUCUCUGGAGAAAGCAGACAUGUGUAUUCAGAACCCACUCUAUGGCUCUGAUCUGCAGUAUACAAAUCGGGUGGACAAAGUGGUCAUAAAUCCGUACUUUGGCCUUGGAGCUCCAGACUAUUCCAAAAUCCAGAUCCCAAAGAGGGAGAAAUGGCAGCACAGCAUGAGCAGUGUGACUGAAGACAAGGAGCGGCAGUGGGUGGAUGACUUCCCCCUGCACCGCAGUGCCUGCGAGGGGGACACCGAGCUGCUCACCAAGCUGCUGGACAGCGGCUUUUCGGUCAAUCAGCUGGACAGUGAUCACUGGGCCCCCAUACACUACGCUUGCUGGUGCGGAAAGGUGGAAGCCACACAGCUGCUGCUGGACAAGGGGAAAUGCAAUCCCAACCUCCUGAACGGGCAGCUGAGCUCCCCGCUGCACUUUGCUGCAGGAGGAGGACAUUCCGAAAUAGUGCAGCUUCUGCUCCAGCACCCGGAAAUCGACAGGCACAUCGUGGACCAACAGGAACGAACACCAUUACAAGUCUGUGAAGAGAACAAGCAGAACGAUUGGGAGGCAACUGUUAAGUCCCUCCAACAAGCCAUGAACAAACCAUAUGAAAAGGUGCGGAUCUACCGCAUGGACGGCUCGUACCGCUCUGUGGAGCUGAAGCAUGGGAACAACACCUCUGUGCAGCAGAUCAUGGAAGGCAUGAGGCUGUCCCAGGAGACGCAGCAGUACUUCACCAUCUGGAUCUGCUCCGACAACCUCAGCCUCCAGCUGAAGCCGUAUCACAAGCCCCUGCAGCACCUGCGCGUCUGGCCAGAGAUCGUCAACGAGCUGACCGUGCUGGAUCCCCAGAGGGAAACCCCCCAGCUCUUCCUCCGCAGAGACGUGAGGCUGCCCCUGGAUAUCGAGAAAAAGGUUGAAGACCCCCUGUCCAUUCUCAUACUGUUCGACGAAGCCCGCCACUGCUUGCUCAAAGGGUUCUUCCCCUGCCCUGACAGCAAGCUGAUAACCCUGGCAAGCCUGCUGCUACAGAUCAUCUACGGAAAUUACGAGAGUAAAAAGCACAAGCAAGGAUUCCUCAAUGAGGAAAAUCUGAAAUCAAUUGUCCCAAUUACAAAGGUGAAAUACAAAGCACAUCAUUGGACAAACAGGAUUCUCCAUGAAUACAAGAGCCUCAGCACCAGUGAGGGUGUGAGCAAAGAGAUGCACCAUCUCCAGCGUCUCUUCCUGCAGAAUUGCUGGGACAUCCCCACCUAUGGAGCGGCCUUCUUCACCGGCCAGGUCUUCACCAAGGCCAGCUCCAGCAACCACAAAGUCAUCCGGGUCUCCAUUGGGGUCAACACCAAGGGGCUGCACCUCAUGAACAUGGAGACCAAGGCCCUGCUCAUCAGCCUGAAGUACGGUUCAUUCAUGUGGCAGCUGGGAGAGGCAGACCAGUACUUCCAGAUCCACAGCCUGGAGAAUAAAAUGAACUUUAUUGUGCACACCAAGCAGGCUGGCCUCAUUGUCAAGCUGCUAAUGAAGCUGAGUGGACAGAUGACGCCUAAUGACCGAAGUUUAUCUGACAAGUACGCCUAUGGAUAACUUGACGUUUAAUGGACACAGAUGAACGUUUUUGUUUAAUAGUUCUUCAUUGGUUUGUAUGCGGGAGUGUUACUGGAUUCUGUCCAGUCAUUUCCAGAGUGGUCCUCAGCGUCUUGCUUCAGAUGGUAGCCUCUUUAUUAACUUUCACAGUUUUUUUAUUGCUAUUUUUGUAGUCGACAUUGAGGUAGAGUUUCUUUUAUGCUUUUUGUACAUAUGUAUUAUUGUUUCAUUUUAUUAAAGAGUAUAUAUAUUGCAGGGUGCCUGA